Molecule: messenger RNA, 801 nt
Organism: Debaryomyces fabryi
Lineage: Eukaryota; Fungi; Ascomycota; Pichiomycetes; Serinales; Debaryomycetaceae
Gene: VMA8
Product: H(+)-transporting V1 sector ATPase subunit D
Exons: 1
Coding region: 1-801 (266 amino acids)
Biological process (GO): vacuolar acidification
Cellular component (GO): vacuolar proton-transporting V-type ATPase complex; fungal-type vacuole membrane
Molecular function (GO): proton-transporting ATPase activity, rotational mechanism
Source: RefSeq, a predicted model, not a curated record
AUGUCUGGUGCUGGAAAUAGAGAACAAGUGUUCCCCACCCGUAUGACUUUAGGGGUAAUGAAGGGUAAAUUGAAAGGUGCUCAGCAGGGACAUUCGCUUUUAAAGAGAAAAUCCGAAGCGUUGACCAAAAGAUUCAGAGAUAUCACCCAAAGAAUCGAUGAUGCAAAGAGAAAGAUGGGUAGAGUAAUGCAAACUGCAGCUUUCUCUUUAGCAGAAGUGCAAUAUGCCACUGGUGAUAAUAUCUCAUAUCAGGUUCAAGAGUCCGUACAAAAUGCCAGAUUUCAAGUCAAAGCCAAGCAAGAAAACGUUUCUGGUGUUUACUUACCAACAUUCGAAAGUCACAUUAAUGAAGAUAUCAACGAUUUUAAGAUGACUGGUUUAGGUAGAGGUGGUCAACAAGUUCAAAAAGCUAAAAUGGUGUACACUAAGGCAGUGGAGACCUUGGUUGAAUUGGCCUCAUUGCAAACCGCAUUUAUAAUUUUGGAUGAAGUUAUUAAGGUCACCAAUAGAAGAGUUAAUGCCAUUGAGCAUGUUAUUAUUCCUAGAACUGAGAAUACUAUCAGUUAUAUUAACUCAGAAUUGGAUGAAUUGGACAGAGAAGAGUUCUAUCGUUUGAAAAAAGUCCAGGAAAAGAAGCAAGAGGCUGCAGCAAUUACCGAAGCCGAAGAAGCAGAAAGUAAAACCAAAACUCUGCAACAAAUUGAUGAGGCUGAGGUCGAAAAGGAAGUCGCUGGUUUGGAUAUUAAGGCACAUGGUGAGGAAGACCUAUUAAAAGAAACUGAAGAUGAUGUUAUAUUCUGA